UACUUACUAAUAUACCACAUUUACAACGCAAAAGAUUUCAACAAUGGAUAAUUCCAUCAACGACGGCAGAGUGUCAUUUGACCCUGGAUGGAAUGAUCCGCCAAAGAUCUCCUUUAAUAGUCAACAAACGGCUCCGAAUCGACCUCGUAACUUUUUGAACAAAAGAGUUGCCUUUCCCUUGUCAGGGGCUAACACAAGCCCUGCAAGUGCACCCCAAGUCAACAUGCCACCCAUGCCAUCCGGUGCGCCCACCGCACUGGUUCCACCGAGUUUAACUCAGAUAAACAUUCCCAGUAACUCUGAAUUAAGCAUUAAUAGUGAAAGUGUUCUAGUGGAAGUGAAGACUCUCCUACUAGAGUUAUUAGGAAGCAGCAGUGAGCUGGGAGCCAAAGCAAAUGAUAUAAGAAGAAGGUUAGAUGUAAUGGAGCAAAUGUGGAUGGAUGGAAAAUUAAAUGUUGAAGUACAAGCAAAAAUGAAGGAGCUUGCCCAUGCUCUACGGGAUGAUGAGCCUAAAAAAGCAGAUGACAUCCACAAAGCUCUGAUGGUGAAUGAAGUGAGCAAAGUGGGCACCUGGAUGCCAGGAGUCAAACAACUAAUUCAUCAUUCCAUAGCUCGGUCUGAGCUGCUUUCUAUAGACAAAGAGUGACAUCAAACAGUGCAAUUUCGUAAAAUAAAGAGUGGCAUGGCGCUAAGUUAACUAUAAAACCACCGCAACUAUAAGCCAGUCUACAAGUUUAACACAACAUCAAAUAUCAAAACCAAUCUUUUUGUUGUUACCUCAA
This is a messenger RNA of Cydia amplana, 782 nucleotides long. Its product is annotated as steroid receptor RNA activator 1. Gene Ontology annotation, biological process: regulation of transcription by RNA polymerase II. The record is from RefSeq and is a predicted model, not a curated record. Bases 44 to 646 code for a protein of 200 amino acids. The transcript is spliced from 3 exons. Gene Ontology annotation, cellular component: nucleus. Lineage: Eukaryota; Metazoa; Arthropoda; Insecta; Lepidoptera; Tortricidae.